Messenger RNA from Alternaria arborescens, 1086 nucleotides. RefSeq lists its product as hypothetical. Bases 1 to 1086 code for a protein of 361 amino acids. The record is from RefSeq and is a predicted model, not a curated record. Gene Ontology annotation, cellular component: cytoplasm. The transcript has a single exon. NCBI's taxonomy places the organism in Eukaryota, Fungi, Ascomycota, Dothideomycetes, Pleosporales, Pleosporaceae.
AUGACUUUCACCAUCCUCUCCGACGCUGACGUUCAGACUCUCCUUCAUAACAUCUCUCCAUCUGACGUCCAAGAAUUGGCGUCUGCUCUCAACCAAGCUCUCAUCCAAUAUUCUUGCAACGAUGAACUCCCUUACCAACCACACCGCGCCAAUGUCACUCGACCAAAUGGUCAAGCCAGCCUCUUCAUGCCCGCAACGACACCAUCAUCUAUCGGCGUAAAGAUAGGCGGUGUUGCACCAUCUCAAACACCUCCGCCUGGAGAGAAGCCCAAGCCUGCAUUGCGGAGUGUCCUUACCAUUUGCGAUGAGUUGGGUCAGGCUGUAGGCGUGUUAAAUGCAGCUGAGUUGACGGCAUUUAGGACGUCGCUGGGCAGUAUGUUGUUGUAUCGGUACCGGAAAAAGACAGAAAACAUCAUUGUGUUUGGAGCGGGGAAGCAGGCGGGGUGGCACAUACGCCUUGCUAUCCUUCUCAAAGGGGACGACAUCCGAAAGAUCACGAUUGUAAACCGAUCCAGUGCAAGAGCUAAGGACCUAGUAGAGUCACUCACACAGUCGAAAGUGGGGUCCCAUAUCAAGAUGGAAGUUUUUGAAGAGAAGGAGAAUGGUUUGGAAGACUUGAUCACCGAAGCAGACGUCAUGUUUUGCACGACACCCAGCACAUCUCCCUUGUUCCCUGCCUCAUACCUUUUGUCCGACUCUGGUCUUAGUAAAUCCCGAUUCAUCUCUGCAAUUGGCUCUUAUCGUCUGGACAUGCAGGAGAUCGACCCCGAACUGCUUAAGCAUAUCACCAACCCUUCGGGCCCUUUUGCGUCUCAAGUGCACCAAGGGUAUAUUACAGUCGAUAGUAUCAAGGGAUGCAUGGAUGAGGCUGGAGAGUUGGUGGCCGCUGGAUUGAAAUCAGAACAGAUGCUCGAGGUGGGGAAGAUAGACGGAUUGAGAAAGGAUGAAGGUGUACAGAAGUGGCUUGAGGAAGGAUUUGUGGUAUAUAAGAGCGUUGGAGUGGGUAUCAUGGAUAUCGCGAUCGGGAAGGCCUUGAUGAAUUUAGCCACGGAGAAGGGUCUAGGUGUCCAUCUGGACAGCUUUUGA